Molecule: messenger RNA, 1919 nt
Organism: Aspergillus costaricaensis CBS 115574
Lineage: Eukaryota; Fungi; Ascomycota; Eurotiomycetes; Eurotiales; Aspergillaceae
Exons: 2
Coding region: 269-1639 (456 amino acids)
Source: RefSeq, a predicted model, not a curated record
CGUCCUGGUUCACCGCCGCUCACUUACCGUUAUCGCUAUACUAGUUCAUCCAUUAUUCUGUCUUCUCUAUUAUCGCUAUAUAUUCGAUGUUUCUCACAUGCGCAUGAGCUAUUUGUCAUAGUAUAUGGAAUCUCAUAUCAUUAACCCUUGCCUCCAACGGAUCGCGUGCGCGUCGUCAGUUCACCAACACCGUGUAGUGACUCAAAGGCUACUAAAGCUCCCAUAAAGCUACUAUUAGCCGGUCUGUAUUUUGUGACCACAGAUCUUGAUGUCUAUCAAAAAUCCUCGCCCCCGGGACAGCUCAUUCCUGGGCGAGUCUUGGGUUGUAGCUUCUCCUCAUGAGGAGAAUGAGCAACAAGAUGAAUGUCAGCCAUCUGAGGCUUCAAGCCCGACGCCUUGGCCAGCUAGGAGGAACCGCAACUAUGGAACUGAGUCCAUGUCUACCUCCACUUCAUCCGCCUCGGGACCAGAGCUGAUCAUGCCUUCAAUAUACGAAGCACCUCUAUCAGAAGGAUCUUGGGUUGCGCCCACUGCUCGAACCAAGCGCUCUCUCAGACGGAGGCCUCAAAAAUCGCCGAAGGACUCGGCGCAAGAAGGGCAACAGCAGUCUCCUUCGCCCAAACAAGAUGUCACGGCGGCAACGCCAACGCAAAGGCCUCGCCAACCAAAGGCAACCCAGCCUCGCGCAUGGAAGAUUGCGGAGAAAUUCCUACGCACAAUACUCAAUUGCGCUCUUAUCGCCGCCAUUGCUCACAUGCUCGUCCUUCCCGAGAUAGUCCAGCAAUACCAGACGCUUUGUUCCUCGGACAAAAUAGCAACUCUAUACCCAGCUAGUUGCAUCCCACCAUAUCCCCAGCCACAACUCCCCCGCCACCAACCAGCCCCCCGGGACCCCGUCACUAACUCACAAUCGCGGCUCGAGACCCUGCUCAAUUCGACCCUUAACGAAACAGACCCUCUCGCCAACACACUAAAACAAAGCGAAUCCAAGCUGCGCGACAUCCACACCGACCUGAAGCACGCCUACCCAGGCAGUAAACACGAACUAGACCUCGAAUUCACAGGAUGUCUUCAAGCCACCCGCAUCGCAGCGGGGAAAUUCGACUCGCUCCGAGCCGACAUCCGCUCAGCGGUAGAUAGUCUGAUCGCCAGCGGCGACAACAUCCAGACCCUGAGUCAGGACGCGCGUCACGCCACCCAAAUGGCCCGACGAGAACAAUACCUCGACCAGCUCACCACGCGCAUGCAGUCCAAAGUCGAUUCCCUCUUCAACGACCUCGCCACGCUUGACGACCACCUCGAAUCUAUCGGGAGUAUUGUAGCCCGCGAAUCAAAACAAUCCAAGCCAAGCUCUUCUACUCCUGCGCCCGGGCCUAAUAAUCUAGGGCCCGAGCCAGGACCGAAAUCAGACCAGCCACCUCGUCUGCGCGCCUUCGUUGACUCCCUCUUGGGCGUCAACUUACCUGCCAUCCUUCGUCCAAUCACCACGGAGUCGGAAAGCGCCAUCUCCAGCCCCGAUCCCUCACUAGCUGACAUAUUCCGAGAAGCGUCCACCAAUCAUCGCCCGGUCAUCAAGGUCGUCCGAAACCUAUCGAAUCAGCUCCAGAUGCUGCAACAAAGAAGAAACUCUGCUAUCUGAGCGCAAACUAUUGAAAAGCUAAAUAACGUGAAUAUGAGACAUGCAUAUGAUGGAUAUUACUUUUGAUUAUGAUUCGGACUGGCCAAGAACGAGAAGUUGGGGUAAACAUGCAAGUCGGCGUUCAGUUUAAUUCUUGGGUGCAGUGCGCGGCGCUAUUUUCCUUUGUUUUUCUUUUUCUUUUUUGAUCACCUGGCUUUGUUACAGUCACACGUGGGUCUCACGUUACACAUGGCCUACACCUACCUGUCAGGAACAGUUUUCUAGUCUAGGUACUGCUUAC